AUGUCGAUUCAGUGUCAUACUACCGUUAAGGUUCGGAUUAUCGGUAAUAACGGUAGAAAGAAGAAGAGGCUGAAUCUUUAUAUCGGGCCAAAUCAGACGAAGCUCAAGCGAAAUCUCUGGCCGUACGCGCCAGAAACAUCAGCGACCGCUUCCGGCCGGUUCCAGGUUCCCUUUCCAGGUGCACUGCGACGUUGCAGCUCGGUGCACCGGGUCAAACAAGAGCAUUCGGUGAAGGAAGAGGACAGCUCUCGCGUGGGGAGGAUGCGCGGAGAGGCGGUUCCGGCGAAAAAAAUUAAUUGGGCGGAUAAACGGCCGAUUACUCCUUUUCGAUGGUCGACGGACAUCCGCGCCUCACAGGAUUUUGUUUCGUACACGGCUGGAAUUAGGGAGCGGUUACAGGUUACAGACAUUGCUGUAUCAUCUUUUUUUCUCUCUCGGUAAUGAUUAUAAUAACGGUGUGUGUUCUCUUGUUCUCUGCAAAAUACCGUGCUUGUAUACCAUUUCCAAAAUCUUCUCCCGUUCAACGAAGAGAAAAUCGUAUUGUCUACAAAGUACAUAUUUCAACACAUCUUUCUGAGUCUAUCGAAUUUGAAAAUUUCUUUUUUCACAUUGGUAAUGGAAUCGUGACUUUCCUAACAGGAUAUUCCAUUCGUAAUCGCAAAGUAUAUAAUUCAUUAUGUUGAUCCCACUGUUCAUCCGUUGAAAUUAAAAGCGAUAUCAAAUCGAUCUUCGCGCAGUUCUUUCUCUGCGGAAAUUCGUUCGAAUUACCCGAACAGAAGCUAAAUGCCCCUCGUCUAUAUACACGUAAAUCGUCUAUCGCUUUCCCAUUUCUAAACCGCCGAUGCGGGCAUCGAUUCGACCCUAAUAACCGGAAUAAUUCCAGCCACCUCGUGAAAGCGACCGCUUAAUGCACCUAUUUAUCGGAUUGACUUUUUUCUCUCUCUCUCUCUCUC
This is a messenger RNA of Heterotrigona itama, 953 nucleotides long. The record is from the annotation of a GenBank genome assembly. NCBI's taxonomy places the organism in Eukaryota, Metazoa, Arthropoda, Insecta, Hymenoptera, Apidae.